GCAGAUAAGCAGUUUCUGAGGACUGAGGUACCUGCAAAGGGAACACCUGCUUUUGAGGUGGUUUUGCAGGUUGCGGAGGUGCCGAAAUGGCCGAGCUGGAGCACAACCUCAGCCUGGCGGACGCUCUGACGGAGCCGCCCCACGAGAUCGAGGAGGAGGUGAAAAGGGACUUCAUUGCCACGCUGGAGGCAGAGAAAUUCGAUGACGUGGUGGGAGAGACGGUGGAUAAAACAGACUACGUGCCCCUGCUGGAUGACGAGGACGAGAAGCCGGGCAGCCAGGAGCCCAGAGGCAAAGGCCACGCGGACGGAGUGCAGGUGGAACACUCUUCAGCCUGUGGCCCCACGGUGGUGGAGAACGGUGACCAUGGACUGGCAGAUCAUCGCACAGUGUUCCCAGGGGAAAUCAUGGAUGAAAAGCUGUCGUACAAAGAGUUCCUGGACCGCAACGACUCCUGGUCGACGGACGAGAGGGACCUGCGCUUCGACCCGCAGCCCGUGUUCAAGCCCAUGGAGAUGGCUGACCCCUUCAACAUGCACAGAGGGGAGAACCUGCCGGAUUUGUCCUUCCCUGCUGACAUGAGGAAUGUGCCGCUGUUCCCGGGCCACGGGGAUGCUCCCAGAGACGUCCUUGCACCACACGGCCCUGGGAUGGCACCUGAGCAGCCUUUCCUGGGGCCCAUGUACUCCCCUGCAGAGGCUCUGGACCCCUCAGCCUUCGUGGGGCUGGACUCCAGCACGGAAUUCCUGCAGGACAGAGCAGGUCCUGAAGAAUAUUGGAUGGGAGCUCAGCAGGACAUGAAGGGACCAGAUGCCUCUUUCUUUGUUGAGCCACCAGUGCCCCCCGUAGCCACAGAAGCAAUCAAGGCGAGUUUGCCCGAGAGCCCCCCGGCCGUGCCCCCCGGCUCUGCUCCCGCUGCAGGCGCGGCGUUCCCGGCAGAGCCCGCGCCCGCCGAUGGACCAAAAGGUGCAGCCUCCGAGGCCACGCCCGUUCCUGCGGAAAAGGCUGGCUCUGUCCAUGCAGGAGACACCAGCCCUGCCCAAGCUCUGGAUGCUGGAUUUGCACCUUCAGCAGCAGCCAACCCCUUCCAGGCCGUGGAUGUUGGUUUUUUUCCUGCCCCUGAAGCCAAGUCUCCUAAAGCUGUCAAUGACAAAUCCAGCCCGGGGACAGGCCUUGGCUUCUCCCCCACAGCAGAUGCCACAUCCCACCAUGCCAUGGAUUUGGGGUUUGCCCCAGCAGCAGGUGUGGAAACCCACCAUGCCAUGGAUUUGGGAUUUGCCCCGGCAGAAGGUAUGGAAGCCCACCAUGCCAUGGAUUUGGGAUUUGCCCCGGCAGAAGCUAUGGAAGCCCACUAUGCCAUGGAUUUGGGAUUUGCCCCGGCAGCAGAUGCAGAACCUCAACAUGCCUUGGAUUUGGGAUUUGCCCCAGCAGCAGAUGCUACAUCCCACCAUGCCUUGGAUUUGGGGUUUUCCCCAGCAGCAGGUGUGGAAUCCCACCAUGCCAUGGAUUUGGGGUUUGCCCCAGCAGCAGAUAAUAAACCUAACCACACCAUGGAUUCUGAGUUUGCCCCAGCAGCAGAAGUCAACCAUCACCAUGCCAUGGAUUUGGGAUUUGCUCCAGCAGCAGAUAAUAAAUCUGACCGUGAUAUGGGCUCUGAGUUUACCCCAGAAGUCAACCACCACCAUGCCAUGGAUUCUGAGGUUGCUCCUGCAGCAGAAGCCAAACCUCUUCCCACCGCGGAUUCCGGAGCUGCCCCUGCUGGAGCUCAGCCUGUCCCUGCAGCUGACCCCAAAACUGCUGUGCCUGGAGAGCUGGUGAUGCCUGGGCCUGCCCUUCAGCAAGACGAGUCUCCUGCAGAAGCGACAGCAAAGGUGGAACAAGAAUCCAAAGCCCCAGAAGUUCGUGUGGAUCAUUUAGAGGACACCAAGGACACCAAAACCCCUCCCAGCCCCUCCAAGGAGCCCCUUCCCGGGCAAACCAACCACCUUCCAGAACCAGCAGCUCCAGCAGAAGCAAAAGAAGACGUUGCACUAGAAAAUAAAGACCUUCCAGAGAAGUCUGUCCCUGCUGUGGUUGUUGAGGCACAAAAGGAGGAGCCUGAGCACAACCACGUGGAACCUCAGCAAGGAGAGGCCCUGCCAGAGCCCACAGUGAAACCAGAGGAGCCCAAACCAGUGGAAGCUGUGACAGGGAACGACAUCACAGCUCCUCCCAACAAGGAGCUGCCUCCCAGCCCGGAGAAGAAGACCAAGCCCUCUGCAUCCACCUCCUCUCCAAAGCCGGCAGCAGCGAAGGCCAAGCCCUCGGCCACCACCAGCCCCAAGCGCCCGGGCUCGGCCACCUCAGGCCCAAACAAAAAAGCCACGAGCCCGACUGCAGGUCCUGCAGCCGCCACUGCCAAACGCCCCGGCACCAGCACCACACGUCCCUCCUCCUUAGCUGCAAAAGAGACCAAAGCAAAGGUUGCGGAUGCGAAGCCCCCCGAGAAGAAGAGCUCCAAACCUCCAUCCUCCACCACUCCCAAAACUCCUCCCAAGAGCUCCCCAGCUGCUCCCAAGACAACGGCAGCGUCUCCGGUCACGGCAGCUCCCGCUGCCAAAACCACCGCGGCCGCCGCUCCCAAGAGGCCGUCGUCAAUCAAGACCGACGGGAAGCCGGCGGAGGCCAAGAAGACCUUGGCAAAGUCUCCAUCAGCAGACUCGAGCCGCCCCAGGAGCGCAGCUGGCAACGCCACCAAGAGCAGCGCCACCACUCCUUCCUCCAGCGCUCCCAGCGUGCCGGGGGCGCCCGCCAGCCGUCCCAAACCCAAGGCAACCAAACCCCCCUCGGCCUCCACCGCCUCCUCGGACGCUAAAAAAACCACGGCCAAGGCCCCCAGCAAGCCCAGCUCGGUGCCCAAGCCGCCCCGCCCCAGCAGCAGCGCCUCUGCCCCCGACCUGAAGAACGUGCGCUCCAAGGUCGGCUCCACCGACAACAUCAAGCACCAGCCCGGCGGGGGGAAGGGGAAAGUAGAGAAAAGGCCCGAGCCAGCCGCCGCCACGCCCAGGUCUGAGCCCAGUGCGGUCACUAAAGGGGCUCCUCCCAAAACUGCCGUAUCAAAAGAGGGGGUCCCCAAACAGCCCAAUGGGAAAGUCCAGAUAGUCUCCAAAAAAGCGAACUACAGCCAUGUUCAGUCCAAGUGUGGUUCCAAGGACAAUAUUAAGCAUGUCCCUGGAGGUGGGAAUGUGCAGAUCCAGAACAAGAAAGUUGACCUUUCCAAAGUGUCCUCCAAGUGUGGCUCUAAAGCAAAUAUCAAGCAUAAGCCAGGGGGAGGAGAUGUCAAAAUUGAGAACCAGAAGCUGAACUUCAAGGAGAAGGCCCAGGCCAAAGUGGGAUCUCUGGACAACGUGGGACACUCGCCGGCAGGAGGGACCGUGAAGAUUGAAUCUCACAAGCUGACGUUCCGUGAGAAGGCCAAGGCUCGGACAGACCACGGAGCGGAAAUCGUCGUCUCCAAACCCCCCAACCUUCCCAGCAGCACCUCCCCCCGGCGCAGCACCUCUGCCAGCGAGAGCCUGGGCUCCGGCGCCUCCCUGUCACCGCUGCCACAGCCGGCUGUCCCCGCCGCGCCCUCCCAGCAAGGCUUGUGACCCCCCGGCCCCGCUCCACGCGCCCCCGAGGACCCAGCUUGGCUCUCUUGACCCGGCCUCUGGCUUUAGGUGGGAAGGGACAGCGUUCCGCAGGGCCGGGGCCGUUCCCGCUGCCCGGGGCGUCCCGGGGGCUCGGCCCUGCCCGGGCUCGGGGGUCCCUCCGUGGCUGGAAGGGGGUUUCCCUCCCUCCCCGCGCCCCGUCCCGUUGGCUGUGGGGGGUCACUCCAGUGGUGGUGUCGCGGUCGGGGCCGGGAUCGAGCGGCUCCAGGGCCGUUCCAGUGCAGGGAUGUGCCGGGGGCUGAAGCCAGGCCAGAGUUAACAGGGAUAAGCUGUGAUCUUUCUUUCUGUCUCUUUUUUUUUUACCCCCUUUCCCUCCUCACCGCUUCAGUUGGAUGCUGAUAUAAACCCUCCACACUCGUUAGGCUGUUUUAACUGUUGACUUGAACCUUUUAUUCUUUGUGACGACGUGUUGAUGAUUUAUUGUGCUACGAGCCCCGUGCUAAGUUUCCUUUUCUCUUUCCUUCCUUCCCACCCCGUAGCAGAGUUAGGGACAUUAACCGCUGCUGCCGUGCUGGCUUCUUACUGACAUAUCCAGCCAUUGUAACUUCCUUGUUGUUGUUUGGGGUUUCUUUUAAUAUUUUAAACCGAUGGAGCGAGUUCAUGGGAUUAAGCCAUGUCUGGAACGAAAGGCACAGGGAUGUGUUAAAGGCGAACUUGCUGGGAGAGCUCAGAUGGAGCCUGUGUUGACCUCAACGAGAUGCUCAUAAACCCUCCCCGGGGGGUGCCCGGGGCCUCCUGCGUGUCAGCCAGGGAAAGGUGGUUUAUUUAUUAACUGGCAGGGCCGGAGCCCUGGGAUUCAUCCCGGUUUUCCAGGGCCGAGGGCUGCGGGGAGGCAGGAGGCUGCCGUGGCAGCUCAGGUUGACGCAGGCCGGGAGUUCAAGGCUGAAGCAGGUCCUGGGGUGUGAGGGAUGUGUGUGUGUGUGUGUGUGCGUGUGUGGUUUUAACGAGGCUGAUGAUGGAUGGGGACCGUCGGGAUGAGCAGGAAAGGGCAGCGCCCGUCCCGGGAUGGGCAGCGAGCCGGGAGCCCUGGGCUGGGCAGCGGGGCAGGUUUAGUGCCAGGGAGUUGCAGCUCUGACUAGGAAGGAGAUUUUUUCCCACUCUUGGAGCUCCUCGUUUCAUGUUGCAAAUGACACUAAAGAAAUGAAAUGUAAAUAAAUUAAAACAGGAGAGAGAAAAAAAAAAAGGUGUUCUUGGGUGGUCAAACUAAUUUAAAGACAAAAAAAAAAAAAAAAACAAAGAAAAGCGGAAUAACAAAACACUGGGAUCAAAGAGAACUGAACCAGGCUGUGCUAAGGGGGGGCUGCUCCAGGAGGGGACAGAGGGAAGCCUGCAGCUUCUCGUGCUUGUGGGAAUAUUUCUUUGGGAAGCCGACAAUGACACGAUAACCCGGAAUCUGUAUUUACACACAAAGAUUCUUAUUGCACUUGUAUUUUUUAUAUUAAAGUUUGCAUGGUUUCUAAUAAAAUGGCAUUAAAAUGUA
Molecule: messenger RNA, 5169 nt
Organism: Empidonax traillii (willow flycatcher)
Lineage: Eukaryota; Metazoa; Chordata; Aves; Passeriformes; Tyrannidae
Gene: MAP4
Product: microtubule associated protein 4
Exons: 21
Coding region: 87-3629 (1180 amino acids)
Biological process (GO): microtubule cytoskeleton organization; neuron projection development
Cellular component (GO): neuron projection
Molecular function (GO): microtubule binding
Source: RefSeq, a predicted model, not a curated record